CCGACCUUGGAGUUUGACGCACAACAGCAUGGCGAACAAGGAGCCCAAUCGUUUUGUCCAGCACAUCAGAGAUCUAGCUGGUCGGAUGUCCUCAUCUGGGGGCAAAGGGGCAGGGCUAGGACUGAAGCUGCUGCUUGGAGCUGGUGCAUUGGUAUAUGGUGUCAAAGAAGCCACCUACACAGUUGAGGGUGGCCACAGAGCCAUCAUCUUUAACAGGAUUGGUGGGAUGCAAAUGGACACUAUUCUGGCUGAAGGACUACACUUCAGGGUCCCAUGGUUCCAGUACCCCAUCAUAUAUGAUAUCAGAGCUAAACCCAGGAAGAUCUCCUCUUUGACGGGCAGCAAAGAUCUGCAGAUGGUGAACAUAGCUGUGCGGGUGUUGUCCAGGCCCCUAGCAUCAAAUCUACCAGCAAUGUAUCAGCAGCUGGGGAAGGACUAUGAUGAGAGAGUCCUGCCCUCAAUUGUCAAUGAGACCCUUAAGUCUGUGGUGGCAAAGUUUAACGCCUCACAGCUCAUCACACAGAGAGCACAGGUGUCUCUUCUGGUGCGAAGGGAGUUAUUCGAGCGAGCUAAAGAUUUCAACAUCAUUCUUGAUGAUGUGGCUAUCACUGAGUUGAGCUUCAGCAGCCAGUACACUGCUGCUGUGGAGGCCAAGCAAGUCGCCCAUCAAGAGGCCCAGAGGGCCCAGUUCUAUGUGGAGAAAGCCAAACAGGAUCAGAGACAGAAGAUCAUUCAGGCAGAGGGAGAGGCUGAAGCUGCCAAAAUGCUUGGCCUAGCAGUGACUAAAAACCCAGGUUAUCUAAAGCUGAGGAGAAUCAGAGCUGCACAAAACAUUGCAAAAACGGUGGCAGCAUCUCAGAACAAGGUGUACCUUAAUGCCGACAGCUUGGUCCUGAACCUACAAGAUCAAACAUUUUUUAAUAACAUGUCACUUGUGAAUAAGUGAUGAAGAGGAAAUGAGAAGAGGCUGUAGAAAUGGCACCAGUUUUUCUGGUGGCCUUGAAAAUCAAAAAGGAUGACUAAUUUGGACAAGAAGAAGAAAGAGAAUGAACAACCUUCAUUUCACCUUAAUUAUUGUAAGAAUGGGCUCAUAUCAAAGUGAUUUUAUCUUGAAUGCAAAAUGAGUUGCAAGGGCUUUUAUUGUGAAAUUCAAUGUCUGCAUCAAUAAUUUUGAGAAUAAAUGUAAUACAGUAUUACAGGAUCAGUUAAAGAAUCUGUCAGGAAACCUAUUUUCAGCUCAUGAGGGAUGGACAUUGAUGCACUUUUCUCUUCCUGUUUCUUGUGCUUAAUGACAGCUGUAUUUUUGCCCAAACUAACUGAGAAUCUGUCAGUUUAGACUGUUGAAAAGCCGUCUUCUUCCUUAAAUUACUUUAACUUUGAUAUGGGUUGCAUAUCCCUGUCUACAUGACGCAUUUCUUCAGCUGUGCAGUCGUGUAUUCAUGUGGUUAAAAAUCUUGCACUGUGGCUGCCACUGUUGGAAUUUUGUUAAUAAAGUUUUAUUAUAAUAUUUCUCAGGGAAUUCCUUUAUUUAAGAGUUUUAAUUUACAAGAUUUAGGUAAAAGAAUAACAUUAACUAAAUUAACCCUCUGAGACUGAUAUUGUCGUAUACGACAAGAAGAGACAGGUUAUUAAAAGAUAAAUGACUUUAACCAUAAAUCGCAGCCUCUUACUUUUUUCCACUCAAAGCAGGCUGAUGUGCUGUCCUGUUGCUUUUCUGGCAAGCCUGGUACCUGGGUGACUUUCUGGAGUUUUUAAAGAUUAAAUCCACACAAGUAACUCAGA
Cheilinus undulatus (humphead wrasse) is the source of this 1782-nucleotide messenger RNA. RefSeq names its product prohibitin-2-like. The transcript is spliced from 10 exons. The record is from RefSeq and is a predicted model, not a curated record. Bases 29 to 946 code for a protein of 305 amino acids. NCBI's taxonomy places the organism in Eukaryota, Metazoa, Chordata, Actinopteri, Labriformes, Labridae. Gene Ontology annotation, biological process: mitochondrion organization. Gene Ontology annotation, cellular component: membrane; mitochondrion.